CAUCAUUUUAUGGCAUGAAAUUGUUAUUGCAUGCAGUUUGGUUUGUGACACCGCACACACACACAGACACACACUCUCACACUCACUCACACACACAGACACACACUCUCACACUCACUCACACACACACACACACACACACAGUUGCACAGUUCAUUAGAAAGAGUUUUUUUUUGGGUAAUAAGUUAGUAAGUGCUGAUCAGGCUGGUUUUAUCUGCGCUGUGAACACACUGAGGUUCUACUCCAGAAGAACAUGAACCUAAAUGUCUCCUGAACCAUGGAGCGAGUGUUGAGGAGAUGUCAGGUCAGCAGUCGUCUGCUUAGGGAAUGUUUUGCGGAGUUUCUCGGAGUCUACAUUUUAAUCCUCUUUGGCUGCGGCUCGGUCGCUCAGGUCACAACUUCCAAAAACAACAAAGGAGAAUAUUUAUCCAUCAAUCUUGGAUUUGCUUUGGGCACUACAUUCGGAGUCUAUGUUUCUAAAGGAGUAUCAGGAGCUCACCUGAACCCCGCCGUGUCUCUCAGCCUGUGUUUCCUAGGCAGGUUCCCCUGGACUCGGCUGCCGUUCUACGUCAUGUCACAGGUGUUCGGUGCUUUUCUGGCUGCAGCCACUGUUGCGUUGCAGUAUUUUGAUGCAAUAAUCCAUUACAGUGGUGGGCACCUGACAGUGAGCGGUCCCACGGCCACUGCAGGAAUAUUCUCCACUUACCCUGCAGAGUACCUGAGCAUAUGGGGAGGAGUAGUAGACCAGGUGAUUGGUACAGCGGCCCUGAUGGUGUGUGUUCUGGCUCUGGGUGAUGGUCGUAACUUUCCUGCCCCUCCCGGUCUAGAACCUGUUCUGGUGGGAGCAGUGGUUAUGGUCAUCGGCGUCUCCAUGGGUUCAAACAGCGGAUACGCCAUCAACCCGGCACGAGACCUCGGCCCUCGGGUCUUCACCUGUAUUGCCGGCUGGGGUGAUGAGGUGUUCAGAGCCGGAGCCGGCUGGUGGUGGAUCCCUGUGGUGGCCACGUGUGUCGGCGGCAUCGUCGGCUCUUUGAUUUAUGAGCUGCUGAUUGCUGUUCAUCAUCCCGAACAGGAAGUGACCAAAACAGUCGGCAACCUGCAGGACCUGGAACUGGACGUGUCACAGAAAGAGUCUGAUAAACCCGAUGAGCUCAAAGUGACUCAGGAGCAGCAGCAUGUGAGCUUCCCUUCACCCUGAUAUACUGAAAAAGCUGCUAAGAAAUCUUUUAUAUCAAUCCAAACUUAAAUAUCCAUCACUCAGGUAAAUAUUCCUUACAGACUAUCACUGAUUUUUGCUUAUUUUUAACAAGAAAAUGUGUUUGUUUUCUAAAGAGAAUGCCAAAUUCAUUCAAUUUUUUAAUCAAUACUACUGUUUUAAUGGUAUUAAAAUGAAUAGGCUAUGAUUAACCAGAAAUAACCUCUAACAGCAUUUUUAAAGUUAGUUACUCAGUAUAGGAUCAGAUCAGGGCUCGUGUUCUUAAAGCUUCUAACAAUCAUCUCAGAGAGCUCCUAAUUUAGUGUUAACUUUUCUAACUAGGAGUCUUAGUUUAAGAGUGAUUCAGGACCAACCAGAGCAAAUAGAAAUAUCUUAACAUAGUGACUACUUUCAUUUCUGGUGCUGUGGCAUUUCUGCGCUGUGUCAGAGAUGUUAGCAUAUCUCUAAUCAAACAUAAUCCUUACACAAUCUAUCAUGUAGUGUCUUAUUAACUCACUGUCAUUAUUAACUAUUAUCACAUUUCUUCUCCCUCUUCACCUUUCAGCCAUUUUCUUCUCUGCUAAAGAAACUCUUAAGCCUUUGUUAUGGUCUUAAAUUAGUCUAGGGAAGACAGCAACAGAACUAAACUGUUGGUGGUGAGAGACUGAGCGACGUCAGAGGAGAAGGCCAAAAUAGCAAACAUAACAAAACUAACUCUUAUUAACAACUGACUAAGCUGCAAAGAAAAGAAAGGAAAUAAACUCCCUCAAGCUAACAUAACCAGGAGAAAAAAGAGUUAUGUAAAAUAAAAUGGCACACACCUUCCUACUAGACCCAAAACAAAAGACAUGUAUUAAGGAUCAAUAUUUAUAAUGGGCAACUCAAAUGAACACUCACUUCUCUUCAGAUAAAUGCUCAGUCUUUUUGUUGCCUCUCCAGUCACUGCCACUGUGGUGGAAAUCCAGUGGUGGACCGUGCGUUUCACACCUAGGCCUUCACUGGUGUCCUUCCUGAAUUAAUCCACCUCUAUACCAUCAUCAUGACGCCACGGCAAUAGAUACUAAUCAACCGUUAAAUAACAAAGUAAAAAAGAAAUUAGUCUACAGUAUUUCACACCUCACAAGGAAUAGUCCAUUUUAUUACGGUUACUUUUCUCAAUAAAGACAUUCUUGAUGCCGUAUGCAGCAAACUGCAAUCUCCGGAGGACGCAGCAUCCGAAAUGAGACACAGUGAAUAUAGAAACACUGUAUAACAGUGCGCUGUGUCACAGACUCUUAUAGUGAACAUGAAUAACAUUAUAUUACAUACAGCAAAAACACAAAUUAACACAAUUCAGUCUCACAAGUUUCCUUUCACUGCAGAAAAAACCCCACAGCCCACCCCGGGGAUCUGGAAUGAAGGCAAACUGAAAACCCAGAAAAAAAGAAAACCCAAAAGCAGAAAUGGUUCGACUAUUUUGAAGAAUCAAAAGGAUUUUCUUGAAAAGUCCGCCUUGAAAAUGUAUUUGUAAGGAUGUCCACAACCAAAUCGAUUUCUUCUCCUCUGUCAGCCAUUGUGGGUUAAAAUAUAUAUAUUUUAUUUAGUUUGUGCGGGUCGCUGCCUCUGACUGCUCCAAUUAUCCAAUCAAAAGACGGGAAAUUGCUGACGUAAUCGUACGCCUGCUAGAUGGCCCCAAUGACGCCAACUCCAAAUCUGAUUGGUUAAUGGAACAGUUUCAGUGCCACUUAUUUUAAGCUCCGGGCGCCUGCACUAUUGAUUCUGAAGGCCUUAAGGCUGGGUGACACAUGAUGUCAGCCACUGGCUGAAAUAUGAUUGGAUAAAUACUCUUAUCAUAAAUAUACACUACUGGAAGCAGCGCAACCGAGAGAAAAGCUAUGAAAUGUAGAGAAUAGACUAUUGGGAAUAAUUUAAUACACAUUCAUGGAAAAAUAUAUUAAAUAUAUUAAAAUGCAAGUCAGUGAUUCAGUACCCCUUCAUCACCUCCCAGCACCUGUUCCAUCUCCUCUCUGAAUUUCACACAACAGUCUUCUUCCUUCAGCUUCCACCAUCUGAUCCGAGAUUCAGUCUUUGUUCUCUUCCUCAUUCUCACUUCUAAAGUCAUCCUACAGACUACCAUCCUGUGCUGUCUAGUUACACUCUCAUCUGCCACUACCUUACAGUCUCUAAACUCUUUCAGGUUGCAUCUCCUGCAUAGGACAUAGUCCAGCUGUGUACACCUUCCUCUACCUCUACUCUGCUCCUCCUUCUUCUUAAAAUAUGUAUUCACCACUGCCAUUUCCAUCCUUUUUGCAAAAUUUACCACCAUCUGUCCAUUCACAUUCCUCUCCUUGACACCGUACCUACCCAUCCUCAUCACCUCUGUUCCCUUCAACAACAUGUCCAUUUAAGUCUGCUCCAAUCUCCUCUCUUUCUUCCUUUGGUACACUUCCUUUUGAACACUUCAUCUAACACACUCCAAAAAUCUUCUUUCUCCUCCUUCACACACCCCACUUGUGGGGCAUAUGCACAGCUACAGUGUCAUUCACCAACACCCCUUCAAUUUCCAGCUUCACAAUCAUCACUCUCAGACACUCUCUUCACUUUUACAACACUCUUACUAUAUUCUUCCUUCAGGACUGCCCCUACACCAUUUCUCUUCCCAUCUACACCAUGGUAAAAUAGUUUAAAACCACCUAAAAUACUCCUGGAUUUACUCCCCUUCCACUUGUCUACCUUUCUUCACUCCAUCAUAUCCACCAGCUCUCUCCCUUUACCAGUCAUAGUGCCAACAUUUAGAGUUAGAACUCUCACCUCCACACUCCUACCCUUCCCCCUCUCCUUCUUCUCUUUCUCUCAGCAGUAGCACACUAAGACCCUGCUAGCCAACAGUACUGGUGGCAAUCAUUGGUAACCCGGGCCUGAACCGAUCCGGUAUGGUAAUCAGGUUUAUGACCGAAUAUUUGAUAUGACACAGGUUUUAUGCCGGAUGCCCUGCCUGACGCAAAUCUCCCCAUCUAUCUGGGCUUGGGACCGGCACUAAGGACACACUGGCAUGUGCAAUCCCAGAGUUAUGCAGGUACAGGAUGGGAAACAAGAGCUUCAUGUAAUGUUCACAUCAACCAUCAGAUCUGAGGGAAAAGCUCAGUGAUUUUGUCUGUAACAUGAUAGUUGGUGCAGAUAGGCUGAUAUGAGUAUUUAUACUGCAGAUUUCUUGGAUUUUCACACACAAUAGUGUUUAAAGUUUAUGAGCAGCUGUUCUCUGGACAGAAACCUGGAAAGACCACUUAAUGUUCAGCCAAAAACAGAAAGCUGAGGCUGCAGUGGGCAGAAACUCAGCAAUCUGGACAUUUGAAAAAACAUAGCCUCGUCUGAUGAAUCUCUAUUUCUGCUGAGGCACACAGAUCUCAGGGUCAGAAUUUGACACCAACAACAUGAAUAUAUGAACCAAACCCGCCUUGAUUCAACAGUUCAUGCUGGUGGAGGUGGUGUGAUGGUGUGGGGAAUGUUUUCUUGGCACACUUUGGUCCUGUUAAUACCAAGCAUUCAUCUCUUAAAUGUCACUUUAAUGGAAGUAGUAAAAGUAAAGCGUCAUCUAUUUUUCCAAUUUCUGUAUGCUGAGUGUAAUCACUAUCCACUUUAUUGUUGGGAAUAAACCUGCUCAUUCAUGCAGUCGUUCACUCAGGCCAUCAUGUGCCAUGCUCACCAUCUGAUCACCAUCGCUGCAAAAAGUAAUUAUAUGAGGCUUCUCCAUCCACAGAACUGAAGAUUACUAAAUUUUUGCACCAUUCUGGGUAAACUCUAGAGACUGUUGUGUGUGAAAAUCUCAGGAGAUUAGAGGUUUCUAAAAUACUCUAACCAGCCCAUCUGGAACCAACAGCCCUGCCAUUCAGCAUUUAGGGAAAAAAAGAUGAGUAGUAUAAUCUCAUAAACAUUCAUUACACUUUUUAAUUGUGCCUUUUUAAUCAAUGCAGAUGAUAGUUUGUUGUUGAUGUUAUGGAUCAAAGUAAUGGUCUGAAAAAUAUCAGCUACAAUGAAGAUCAAAUCUAGGAGGCGUGUCAUUCUGUGUGCAAUCACCUGGUAUAACUGCAUGAAUCUAUAGCAUGAGAUAGAAGGAAAGAAGCCCCAGCAUUGCUCCUUCAUACCAUCGUGUACGUUUCUCUUGGCGAUGCUGUUGAGCAUGCGGUUCCACAAAAUUCACUUCAUUUCAAUUCAGUUUUAUCUGUAUAGUGCUUUUAACAAUGGACAUUAUCUCAAAGCAGCUUUACAGAACAUAAGAAACAGUGCAAAAGUCCUAGAUGUCAGACAAAAUCAUCCCUAGUAAUCAAACCUGAGGCGACUGUGGCAAGGAAAAACUCCCUUAGAUGAUAUGAGGAAGAAACCUUGAGAGGAACCAGACUCAAAGGGGACCCUGAACAAUGUCCUUUUUACAAUCAU
Molecule: messenger RNA, 5608 nt
Organism: Hemibagrus wyckioides
Lineage: Eukaryota; Metazoa; Chordata; Actinopteri; Siluriformes; Bagridae
Gene: aqp10b
Product: aquaporin 10b
Exons: 6
Coding region: 278-1198 (306 amino acids)
Biological process (GO): glycerol transmembrane transport; water transport
Cellular component (GO): basolateral plasma membrane; plasma membrane
Molecular function (GO): urea transmembrane transporter activity; water channel activity; glycerol channel activity
Source: RefSeq, a predicted model, not a curated record